Lampris incognitus (smalleye Pacific opah) is the source of this 360-nucleotide messenger RNA. RefSeq names its product elongin-B-like. Gene Ontology annotation, biological process: transcription elongation by RNA polymerase II. The transcript has a single exon. NCBI's taxonomy places the organism in Eukaryota, Metazoa, Chordata, Actinopteri, Lampriformes, Lampridae. Gene Ontology annotation, molecular function: protein binding. Gene Ontology annotation, cellular component: VCB complex; elongin complex. The record is from RefSeq and is a predicted model, not a curated record. The coding region runs from base 1 to 360 and encodes 119 amino acids.
AUGGAUGUAUUUUUAAUGAUCAGAUGCCAUAAGACGACCAUCUUCACAGAUGCUAAAGAGUCUACUACAGUCUACGAGCUGAAGCGGAUUGAUGAAGGCAUCUUGAAGAGGGCACCUGAAGAACAAAGGCCUUAUAAGGAUGACUUGGUGCUGGAUGACAGUAAAACACUUGGAGACUGGGGGAUCACAAAUCAGACAGCCAGACCCCAGGCCCCAGCUACUGUUGGAUUAGCCUUUCAUCUUAGUGAUGAUUCAUUUGAGCAGCUGAAGAUUGAGGUUUUCUCCAGCCCCCCAGAGCUUCCUGACGUCAUGAAGCCCCAGGAUUCAGGCAGCACAGUCAAUGAACAGGCUGUUCAGUGA